AUGGAGAAGUACCUGGUGCAGGACCUCCUUGAAAUUUGUGAGGACUUGGGCAUUUCCGCCGGGUCCGCAAAAACCAAGGAAGCGAUUCUCGAGGUGAUGCGGGCGGAGAACGUGACGAUCGAGGAAGCUGACGAGACUUGGGAGGAGAUUUGCGAGAAAAAGCGGAAGGCGGAGGAACGCGAAAUGCGCGAAAGGCAGGAAGCGGAGGAACGCGAUAGGCGCAAAAAGCGGGAGGCAGAGGAACGCGAAAGGCGCGAAGAGAGGCAGGCUCAGAGGCGUUGCGAAGAGCGAGCGCUAGAGGAGGAAGUGCGUCAGAGAGCGCGAGAACAAGAAGCACUUCGCGUGGCGCGAGAGUCUGAGGUGCUAAGCAAUGGGCGUGAGGACGAAGCGCGUAGCAAAGCGCUAGGAAUUGAGGCCCGUCGUAAAGCACUCGAGGACAAGGCGACUCGCAAGGCGAAGGAGGAAGAGGCGGUUCUUAAAGCGUUUGAGGAUGACGCGAGCCGCAAGGCACUAGAGAUUGAGGCCCAUCGCACGGCGCUACAGGCCGAGGCGCGCCGCGAAGACCAAGAGGUCGAGAAACGUCGCGACGUGCUGGAGGCUGAAGCUCGUCGCGAGGCGCAGGACGCCGAAGUGCGUCAUGGUGAUGAGAAGGCCGACUUCGAAGGCCAAAGAAAAGGUUGUACUCGCGACAUUGGUACACCGCCACUAAUUGAGACAUCGCAAGGCGAGCCGGCUAGUUCCAGUAAAACGCUGCUGAGCCGUGGAGGUCACUCCUCGAGGAAAGAGUGGUACAACCACAGUUGA
This is a messenger RNA of Rhipicephalus sanguineus (brown dog tick), 804 nucleotides long. RefSeq lists its product as uncharacterized. Lineage: Eukaryota; Metazoa; Arthropoda; Arachnida; Ixodida; Ixodidae. Bases 1 to 804 code for a protein of 267 amino acids. The record is from RefSeq and is a predicted model, not a curated record. The transcript is spliced from 3 exons.